GAAAUAGAUCGUAUUGAACUGGAUGGAGCAAGUGUGCACAAGGCUUACACAUGUCUUUUCCGCAGGGGACCGAAUAUUGAUAAGACUGACUGCCUAAUUUAGGGCCUUCUGACUUUUAUUCCAUGGCUGAUUAGAAUACAUGACUGAACGUUUAUGUUUUGCCCGUGUGACAGGAGUAGAGUAUCUCAGCAGAUAAUAAUUGGACCCAGCAGAUAAUAAUUUUAAAAGCAUAAUUAUCAGUUUGUGUUGUUAACUUUCGAUGUUUCUGCUAUUAGAUUCAAAUUUGACAAAUACAUGGGGGGGGGGUGGGUGUGUGUAAACAGGGCACUCUAGAUUCCACUAAAGUUUCUGGAAAGAUCAUCUUGCAGGAACUGGUUUCUGAGCCCCGGAGUGCUUUGUGACAUGUGGGAGGAUUCUAGGGAGCACUCUUGGUUAGGAUGGUGGAGACAGCUUAGACUGAAUUCUGUGAAACAAGGACUGUAGCGUUUAUCAGUGGAAAAUCAUACCUUGCAGGGCUUAUAUGCGUCUUCAUUCUAAAGAAUACUGAAUGCUGCAUUCCCUUAGCACUGUGCAUUGUUGCCACCCCCCAUCCCCACUCGUGGUCUUUCAAUCAUGCAUAGUUGGACCUCCUUCCUCAAGCAGUGAUAGAAGAUGGGGAGGAGGCACAAAUGGAACUUUGUUGUAUCAUUUCUGGAUAGCAACCGAAGAGUUUUGCCCAGGUGUUCUCUCAGGCUCUCUCCUGCAACCCUGGAAGAGGCUACAAGUGAAGAGGCAUGGUACAGGGAAAUACCAAGGUGUAUAAAAUGGCUGAAAGACCUAUUUGGGAGCAAAUUGGAACAAGUUUUAUACAGUUGUAUUAUCAGCAGUUUGAUACCAGCAGGGAACAACUAGGUGCCUUUUAUACAGAUGCUUCUUGCUUAUCAUGGGAAGGCCAGCAAUUCCAAGGAAAAACAGCCAUUAUGGAAAAACUGAUGAGGCUUCCUUUCCAAAAAAUUCAGCACAAUAUAACCUCCCAGGAUCAUCAGCCAACUCCUGAUAAUUGUAUCCUUAGUAUGGUUGUCGGUCAGUUGAAGGUGGAUGAUGAUCCAGUGAUGGGAUUCCACCAGAUGUUUGUUCUCAAGAACAUUAAUGACAAAUGGAUUUGUUCCAAUGACAUAUUUAGGCUUGCUCUUUACAACUUUGCUUAAAAUGUGUUCUCUAAUGUGCCUUUGCUAGUUGUAAAUUUCUGAUUAAACAACAGUUUAAAAGUUGUUUCAAUGUCACCUUUCUCUGACUAUGUGACAAAAAGAAUGUAUAUAUUCUGUUCGAAACACUAGGUAAUGUAAUCGGGAUAGUUCCCACAGUAUACACAUCCAUUUUUAUAUCCCAUGUGGCUCCAGUGUAUGCAGUCUAGUGGCACUGUAUUGCAUUAAACUCCCUGAAACUUGGAAAAAAUGAUUUUAUAUAUAAUAAAACUAUGCACUUGUCAACAACA
Heteronotia binoei (common prickly gecko) is the source of this 1474-nucleotide messenger RNA. RefSeq names its product nuclear transport factor 2-like. The record is from RefSeq and is a predicted model, not a curated record. Gene Ontology annotation, cellular component: nuclear pore central transport channel. Gene Ontology annotation, biological process: protein import into nucleus. The coding region runs from base 774 to 1187 and encodes 137 amino acids. NCBI's taxonomy places the organism in Eukaryota, Metazoa, Chordata, Lepidosauria, Squamata, Gekkonidae. The transcript is spliced from 6 exons.